Messenger RNA from Paramecium tetraurelia, 720 nucleotides. RefSeq lists its product as uncharacterized. The transcript has 2 exons. The record is from RefSeq and is a predicted model, not a curated record. Lineage: Eukaryota; Ciliophora; Oligohymenophorea; Peniculida; Parameciidae.
AUGCAUAAACCAUAUAAAGGAUUGAUAGACCCAUCAGGAUAGAAUUAUGGAGGAUAGAGCUUAAUGUUUUUUGAGAAAUACAAUCAUAGAGAAUAUUUAAACAAAGUCAAAGCAUGGCCAUUAAGCCAUAUUAAAUAUAUGGAAACUGAUUAUCCAAUUCAAGAAUCAAAAUAUUAACCAUAUAAAAAUCCAUUAAUUGAUGAGAAGGUAACUUUAGUGAAACCAAAAAGUGAAAUAAUACCUGAAAAUAAACCUCAUUUCUUUAGAAGAGUCCAAAGUUCAAUCGAACCAGGAUUACAAUAAACUUUAUAUCAACCAAAUUAAAUGUGGCCUAAACAUAAAAAAUAUAGAGAAAAAACAUCUGGGUAAUAUUUAUAAUAUUUGAACCCAAAUAAUGAUCCGUAUGGAUAUAAAGAAUCCAAGAGAAGGACUAAAAACGAAAGAAAAGGCUUAUCAUAUGCAUCGAAUUUAAUGAACUUCUCUUUCAAAGAGGAAACAAUACUUUAAGAAUUUGAUAAAAUAUUCUAAAGAAAAAUCAAUUCAGGAGAAAGAAUUACGAUUGAAAUCGUUUAAUCAAUAGUAAUUUAAUUGGGAUAAUAAUUUAAUAUUAAAUCUUUAGACACAUUCUCUAAAUUAUUUAAUCAUAUUUCAAAAUAAGGUUAGUUCUCUAUGAAAGAUUUUGAAUAAAUGUAUACAAAUGUGCUCCAUCAUUUUAGUUGA